Molecule: messenger RNA, 1308 nt
Organism: Penicillium cataractarum
Lineage: Eukaryota; Fungi; Ascomycota; Eurotiomycetes; Eurotiales; Aspergillaceae
Product: transcription factor domain-containing protein
Exons: 3
Coding region: 1-1308 (435 amino acids)
Biological process (GO): DNA-templated transcription
Molecular function (GO): zinc ion binding; DNA binding
Source: RefSeq, a predicted model, not a curated record
AUGCAUGGAGUUCUGUUCUUUCUCAUGAAAGAGAUGAUCUCAUUCAAGGAUCCGCUGUGCCAAAAAUUUGAUCUCGCCACUUACAUAGAUCGCUGCGAACAAAUAUUUGUAGCCGCAGUCGAAACUUACGAAGUCCUUGCUGUACCCAGCUUUGAGAAUAUCCUUGCCCUGGUCAUGGGGAUGAUCAAGGCCCAAGGAGAAUCAAAGCCCUACUUAUACUGGAAGCUCGUCUCCGCGGCUGUCACACACUGCCAGUCUCUUAACUAUCACCGCGAGUCCACGUACCGACGAAUGCCCCCUCACGAAUCAGAGCGCAUCCGUAGGUUAUUCUGGACAGUCUAUACCUUUGACAAGAACAUGUCGCUUGUUCUAGGCCGUGUAUCAUUCAUGCAGUUUCUCGACAUCGACGCCCAGCGUCCCAAGAUUUCAUCGGACCCAACUCUUCGCGCCUGGGACGAGUCAUUCAUCAUGGGCAUCCGGCUCGCGGAGGUACAAGGCCGAAUUUUCGUCGACCUCUACUCACCCGUCACAAUGACCAGAGAUAUAUCUGCCCGAGAACAACUCGUGCGGGACCUUGCACUAGCGAUGGAAAAAUGGUAUCUGGAACUCAAGCAGAUCAACGCGGAGGGAGUAAAUAGCCCCGGAAUAUAUUCCUUAUCUCGAGGAAACUGGGACAUUAUGUUUUACUCCACGCAGACUCUGCUCUUUCACGCGUCCUCAGCGCUGGGAGGGAAAAUACAAAUCAGCGCGCAGUGCUUCGCAGCAGCGCAGAGUAGUCUGCGCGCGCAUCUCGAUGUCUUUCCGCGGUAUCAGGAGGCACAGCUUCUCUCUACCGCGGACUAUUGUAAUUGGAUCCUUCUCUCUUCCUCCUUCGUCCCCUUCAUCGUAACCUUCCUACACGCGAUCGCUACAAAGGACAAGAACAGUAUAACCCUGCUGGAACGAGUUUUCGACACGCUACAGGCCUUCCGCACGACCUCACGCGGCUACGAGAACCUCUACCUGAUCUGCUCGACAUUCAUCCAAGUAGCGAAGAAACCCGUCUCCUCGCAGCAGCGGCUGCCGAGUAUUGGCGGGAUAUAUGCUACGCAGCAUCAGCUGCAGGACUCACUUCGUGUUUCGGACAUGGCGCAGAAACCCACUCUGUUCGAGCCGGAGUUCUUUCAGGAUGCGCUGAGUGCAGAUUUCUCCACGCAUGAGGACGUUGGCUUGCUGGACCCGGCGUAUACGGCGGAUAUUCUGAAUGAUUGGCUUAAUGGGCCGCCAUUUCCGUGGGAGAGGCUUGAUAUGGAGCCAGAAAAUUUUUAG